UUUUGGCUCUCGUUUUCUUCUCAAUGUUGACGCGUCUUCAGAAUAAUAUACUUUUGCCCAAGGUUCUUCUGGGUUGUUACGCAAAUGGAUUUUCCAAUCUUAUUUCUGGAUCACAAAUUUUAAGAGGUUUCAAUGAGACUGCUGGAUUUUCUGCAUUGUCGGGUGAUAAUCUAAGGAGCCGACCUAAGAGUUCCCUGAGGAAUUACCAAGUUGUGGUGGCAGCAACUCGUGAAAUGGGGAUUGGGAAAGAUGGUAAGUUACCAUGGAGAUUGCCUUCUGACCUCAAAUUCUUCAAGGAACUUACAGUGACAACAUCGGAUCCUGAGAAGAAGAAUGUUGUAGUAAUGGGUAGAAAAACCCGGGAGAGUAUUCCACUUGAAAAUAGACCUUUACCUGGUCGCCUUAAUGUUGUCCUCACUCGUUCCCAGAGUUCUGAUAUUACAACCGGAGAAAAUGUUGUAAUAUGUGGGAACAUUCCAUCAACUUUGGAACUAUUAGCUGAGGUUCCUUACUGUUUUUCAACAGAGAAAGUGUUUGUCAUUGGCGGUGGCCAGAUAUUUAGGGAAACACUUAAUGCUCCAGGUUGUGAAGCCAUUCACAUUACUGAAAUUGAGACAAGCUUUGAAUGUGAUACCUUCAUUCCUUCAAUUGAUCUGUCUUGUUUCCAACCGUGGUACUCAUCUAAGCCGUUGGUAGAAAACAAUGUCCGGUUUUUUCACAGUUGCAAAGAACAGUGAUGAAC
Molecule: messenger RNA, 742 nt
Organism: Hibiscus syriacus
Lineage: Eukaryota; Viridiplantae; Streptophyta; Magnoliopsida; Malvales; Malvaceae
Product: bifunctional dihydrofolate reductase-thymidylate synthase-like
Exons: 3
Coding region: 24-737 (237 amino acids)
Biological process (GO): tetrahydrofolate biosynthetic process; glycine biosynthetic process; dihydrofolate metabolic process
Cellular component (GO): mitochondrion
Molecular function (GO): dihydrofolate reductase activity; NADP binding
Source: RefSeq, a predicted model, not a curated record